CCCGGGGAUUUCAUCCUCAUCCGCUACAACGUCGCCGGGCGCCGGCUGUGGCACGAGAGGCUCGUCCCGUGCCUCGCGUCGGCGCCCCCGUGGGGCGUGGGGAUCCUCACGCCCGAUGGGGGCGCGUACGUGGAGAUCGUGAUCGGUGGCGCCGACAGCGCAGAGUGCCUCGUGUGUGACAGGGGCGCGGCCGGUGGCGGAGCAGCUGCCCUCGGAGGCGAUGCCACCUACCGCUUCAACGCGACCCCGCUCGGCCCGGUGGUCGCGCAGGGGGCGCAGGACACCGCCGCGAUGCUCGGGCUCGGGGUGCAGCCGGCGGUCGUGCCCAACACCGUCGGGCGGGCGAUCGUGCCGGUGGCCGCUGACGCCGCAGGAGGAGCCGCGGCCGCGGCCGGCGGCGCGGGCGCCGCAGGAGGUGUGGCCGGGCUGGCUGCGGCCCUCGCUGGCGGCGGCAUUGGCGCCGCCGCGGCCCCCGGCGGUGGGGCCCUGGUGGCCGCGCCGGCCGCCCUCGUGGGCCCGCCUGCCGGCGGCGCGCCGGUGGGCGCCGCCCCACAGCCUGGCGCCCCGGCGGCGGCAGCACCCGCGGCGCCGCCAGUCGCCGCGCAUGUGGCCCCGGCGGCUGCAGCGCCUGCAGGCGCGCCUUUCAUGGGCGCAGCCGCGGAGGCUCCCGGCGGCGACCUCAGGAUCAUGGCGGUGCAGACCGACAUUCGUGGGCAGCGUCAUCGGCCCUUCUCAGAGGCUGCGCGUCUGCUGGUGGAGCCUGGCGUUGGCAACCACGAGAUGAUGUGCCGUUUGCUUGAGAUCGGGCUCUGCUACGACCAGCUUCACGGCUCGAACCUGGCCUCGAUGGAGCUGGUCGCGCGGUCUAUCCAGACUGAGAACGAGCGCUACAGGCAUCGUUUCGAGAGCUCGGAGGAUGCUGACCUGAACCACAACCUGAUGAUCGGGAUGACCCGCGGGCGUGGGCACGUGUGUGCGUGCCCGGCCUUGCGGGACCACGUCUCCGCCCAGCUGCAGAAGGAGGCGUCUAUCGCCAAGGAGAGGAGGAAGGCUCGUGAGGAGCGGGCCCUCGCCGGCGGCGGCGCUGCUGGGUCUGGAGCUGGAGGAGGCGGCCGCGGCAAGAAGAAGAAGAAGGGAGGCAAAGGCGGCGGCCGUGGCGAUGCGGCCGCCGCGGGGGCAGGGAGACAGCGUGACCUGUUCCCGAUGCCACUUGUGGGCGGUGGCAGCGAGUACGGCAAGCCCACGCUCAGUCGCCGCCCGCUACUCAACGAGAGCCAGCGGACAGCCAUCCAGAACAUGAACACCGCUCUACAUCGGCUUGGUCGUCAGCACGAGCAGUAUGCGGAGGCGCGUGAGUGCGAGGACGGAGCCCUCUCGGAGCUCCUCCAGGGCGUCGCCAUCUAUGGAGACGGCGCCUGCAACCCGUCAGUUCCGUACCGCCGAGAGCAGAUCUCAUGGCCAUCUUCGAGCACGCCACCAGUGGAGCUGUCCACCAUCCUGGGGCCCUCGGAGGCGGCGCGCCUGCGGGACUGGCGGAGCCAAAUGCUGAGACCACCGAGGGAGGCAGAAGAGCUCAUGGCCACGGCGUGCCCGAGGGGGGCGUACUGCGACCAGGGGCUAGUCGGCGACCCGCGGACCUAUGCUGAGUUCUUGGGCAAGCUCUACGGCAAGGGGAUGGUUCACUUCUCCGCCGCCGUGGACGCCAAGGGAACUGUCGGCGCGUUCUUCGUCCCGAAGAAGAGCGGGGCGCAACGCGUCAUCUUUGACACGCGUAUCGCAAAUUGUUUUUUGAAGGCGCCUCCGAAGACCAGAUUGCCGACCGCUGCUGCCUGGAGCGCAGUGGAGGCCCCCGCGUCGGGGGUUUUCGUGGCGACGGCGGACUUGGAGUGCGCGUUCUACCACAUGAAGCUGCCCAGCGGCAUGGAAGAGUACUUCUCGCUGCCCGCCAUCGACUCCACCUUCUUGCUGGAGGCCGGGCUCGACGACUUGCCUUUCGGGCCGGAUGUGGCCGCAGCCUGCCUGCUGCGGAGCGGCGUCGACCCGUCCAGCAUCGUCGUGGACGGUCAGGUCGGCAUCGCCCUCGGGCCGUCGCGUCUGGUCGCAGCUGGCGCGUACGUCGACAACGUGGUCACCAUCGGCACCAGCGCAGAGGUGGCAAACUCGUUGAUGCAUUCCCUCGUGCGGCGCUUUGAGGACGCCGGGCACGUGGUUCACGAGAUUGUCGAGGCGUCGGCCGACGCCCAGUUCUUGGGGCUGCAGCUGCACGCCGGGAAGGCGCUCACCGUGAAGGCCAAGAACGUCUGGCGGCUGCGGGCCGCGCUUGGUAGCCUCUUGCGGCGGAAGUGGGUCACUGGCUACGCGCUGCGGGCCGUCCUUGGGCACAUCACCUGGAUGAGCAUGCUGCGGCGCGAGGCCCUGACGACCCUGCACGCCUGCUACGCGUUCGUCGAGGUGUUCGAGGGCCGCCCUGGCCGCCUGUGGGACUCGGCGGCGCGGGAGCUGAUCGCGGUUCGCAACCUGUUGCCGAUCCUGCAGGCGGACCUGACCGCCGGCUGGUACAACACUAUCGCCUGCAGCGAUACCGCGCCAGGAGGGCUCGGUGUUGCGCGCCAGCGGCUGGAGGCCACGGUCGUCGCCAGCUGCGCCCGGUUUUCAGAGCGCUGGCGGUUCAAAGUCGCCAGGGCGCAGGCAGCUCGCGAGCGGUCCCUUGCUUGCGGAUCUGCGUCGGAAAAGAUGGCUGCCACCAAAAACGGAUAUCGUGCUGCUGACGCUGACCCUGAUGCCGCCGAGACCCCGCUCAAGCACGUGGAGCCCUUCCCGAACUAUAUUGUGGCGCCCCUCGCGGACCCCAUUCUGGACUCUGGCAGGGCGCUCGCCGAGGCGCCCGAGGAGGUCUCGGAGGGCCCGGAGGGCUUCGCGGUGAGGUUCGAGGAGGUCCCAGCAGACAUCACCGACUCGCCAGCAUGGCGGCCAUCCGCGGCCGUCCAGGUCUCAGGCGGGGCCAACAUCCUGUUCUUGGAGGGUGAAGGUGGGUCGCCUCCGAACGGAACGCAUCGGACCCAGUCAGCCGCGGGCGGUAUGGCCGGUUCAGCGGGCGGCGCGUGCUGCGCGGGCCCGCGGGUGGCGCUCCUUCUGGCCGUCGCGGUGGUCGCCACUGUGGGCCCCGUGGGCGCCGACGCGGCUCGGAAGUCACGCGUGCCAAGCGCGGGGGCCGCCGUUGCGCAGCGGCAGAAGCUGGCUCAGCAGGCGCGGAGCUCGCGGCCGCUGCUGGCGGGGCUGACGCUUCUGGAGACGCUGGCCAUCCGCGCGAACACCGAGCGGAGCUACCUGCAGAUGCUGAACAACUUCGCGCAGUGGUGCCAGCAGCACCGCCAGGACUGGAGGACGUACGAGGAGCUCGACCUGGUGCUGUCGAGCUACUUCUCGGACCACUACUUGCUGGGGACGGCGUGCAACAUCGGGAGCCAGACGCUGGCGGCCAUCGCGCGCGUCACGCCCUCGCUGUUCAAGCAGACGGUAUCCGUGCUCCCCCGGGCCUCGAGGGCCUCGGCCGCCUGGAAGCGCCGCGCGCCGGGCAAGACCCGGCUGCCGCUGCCGCGCCCUGCCGUCUAUGCGAUCGCGGGCUGGCUGAUCAGCCACGGGCAGCUUGGGGUGGCGUGCUGGGUGGUCCUGGCCGUCGCAGCCUACCUGCGGCCGGCCGAGGCGCAGGGCCUGACGCGCGAGAGCCUGGUGCCGCCGGCCCCGGCGGCCGGCGCGGGGUACUCGUGCUGGGCACUGCUGAUGCAUCCGCUGGAGCGCGGAGUGGCGGGGAAGACCGGGCACUACGACGACAGCGUGCUGAUCGACCAGGCCCCUCUGUGGCCGGUGCUGGCGGCGAUGCGGCUGGCGACGCCGCCCGGGGCCAGCCUGUGGAGCUUCUCGCUGGACGAACUCACUGCGCAGUUCAGCAGUGCGUGCCAGGCUCUGAAGCUGUCGUCGCUGCAUGAGGUGCAGCGUCGAGGCAGGUGGGCAGUGGCGUCGUCGAUGCGGCGCUACGGCAAGGAGGGCUCCCUGCUGGACGAGAUGGCGCGGGUGAACGCGGAUGUCUUCGCCUUCGGG
Molecule: messenger RNA, 4098 nt
Organism: Prorocentrum cordatum
Lineage: Eukaryota; Dinophyceae; Prorocentrales; Prorocentraceae
Source: the annotation of a GenBank genome assembly